UUAAAACACAGUGACUUUUCUCGGCAUAUAUUGCGAUCGCCUGCUCCGUGAAUAAACAGAGAGAGAUUAUAUGUAACACGGGGUCGUAAUAAUGGUGAAAGACGAAAAAUCUACCAAUGUGUUAGUCAUAUCAAUUUGUGUAGCUAAUAUUGGUCUAGCUAUUGCUUUACUUGUCCUAGUUUUUGUGCUGGCAUUCCGAGGUGAUGGUCAUCCAUUCGACACAGCAGAGUGUUAUGAAAAGGCUGAUGGAAGCGAUUACCGCGGUUUUAUAAAUAUAACAAAAAGUGGAUUAACAUGUGCCGCAUGGACAGUUCAAACACCUCAUUAUCACUCGAGAACGCCGAAAAAUUUUCCUAACGCUGGCCUUGGAGAGCACAACUACUGUCGAAACCCUGACAGGGAUGUUGCGGUGUGGUGCUAUACGACGAAACGUGAUAUGCGAUUGGAAUACUGUGACGUUGGACUUCCUCGUAAAACUUGUAGUAAAUCUACAACACCGGUAAUCUCUUUAGUAGAGAUGCAUACUGGUACUGAAGCAACUACACAAGGAACUUCAUUAAACAAAACAGCAUCACCAAUGUCAGAAAUAAAAAAAGGUGAGUUCAUGAGGGCCAGUGUUUACAAAAGCAGUGAUUUGCAAAAUGAGUUGAAAUGUUUUGUCUCAUAG
This is a messenger RNA of Saccoglossus kowalevskii, 667 nucleotides long. RefSeq lists its product as uncharacterized. The record is from RefSeq and is a predicted model, not a curated record. Gene Ontology annotation, molecular function: endopeptidase activity; signaling receptor binding. NCBI's taxonomy places the organism in Eukaryota, Metazoa, Hemichordata, Enteropneusta, Harrimaniidae.